AUGCCCGUCCAGCCUCCGCAAGCCUCGUUCCCCGAGGGCGCCACCGCCGUGCUGCCGUGCCGCCUGGAGCAGGGCCACAUCCAGGACUACCACGUCCUCUGGUUCCGGCAACAGCCCGCUGAGCGGCCGGCCCACGUGCUGAAGCAUCGCCUCGACGGGCAGAUCGAACGAACCAGCGGCUUCGACGAGAGGUUCGCACCUGUCCGGGACGCCGCGGCCAACAGCUACCUGCUGCACGUCCAGGAACUGCGCACGGAGGACAGCGCCACCUACUGGUAUGCGGAGAUCGACUCCUUCAGCGUCGCCGUCUCGGGGGCGGGCACGCAGCUCAGCGUCACGGGGAGGAGACAUGCCUCUUUCCUAGGGGAAUCGACCAGGGAACCCGCCAAGGUCAUCCUCUUGUCUGACGCGGCUGCCCACCUAUCGGAGUCCCCCGAUCUCCAUGCCUUGUGUCUGGCCGAGCAGUUCUACCCGGGCUUUGUGGAGAUAACAUGGAGCAUGUCUGGGAACACCAUCGUGGAGGGGGUGACGCCUGGAGAAGUUAUCUUGAAUGACGACGGCUCCUACAGCGCCAGCAGCGUCCUGACAAUCCCCCGCCACCUGCUGGGCAAGAAUGCCUCUCUCAAGUGUUCGGUGCACCAUUAUUCUUCCGACUCCAAGGCAGAGAGGAGUCUCAAACUGUGCUAG
Messenger RNA from Heteronotia binoei (common prickly gecko), 687 nucleotides. Its product is annotated as Ig heavy chain Mem5-like. The record is from RefSeq and is a predicted model, not a curated record. Gene Ontology annotation, molecular function: peptide antigen binding. Lineage: Eukaryota; Metazoa; Chordata; Lepidosauria; Squamata; Gekkonidae.